Messenger RNA from Polypterus senegalus (gray bichir), 1799 nucleotides. RefSeq names its product phosphatidylinositol glycan anchor biosynthesis, class M (gene pigm). Gene Ontology annotation, molecular function: GPI mannosyltransferase activity; alpha-1,4-mannosyltransferase activity. Lineage: Eukaryota; Metazoa; Chordata; Cladistia; Polypteriformes; Polypteridae. Gene Ontology annotation, cellular component: membrane; glycosylphosphatidylinositol-mannosyltransferase I complex. The record is from RefSeq and is a predicted model, not a curated record. The transcript has 6 exons. Bases 367 to 1620 code for a protein of 417 amino acids. Gene Ontology annotation, biological process: GPI anchor biosynthetic process.
UGUCUUUUAUUUUGAUACACUUAAAUGACAUUUCAUACCGGAAGACGGAAGUAAUUCUUUUCUGUUGCUCAUUUACACCACAGGAAACAACUGAGUACUUUAAACUUGCAUAGGAUCCUUCAUUACUUUUAUUUUUCUGGAAAAUGUGGCAUGACAUUUCAACUGGUUCAAUCAUUAGUAAUUAUUUUCUGCCAUGAAUGGACCAUGUUUUCUUUAGUGAGAAGGGGAAACUCUGUUGCUUCACUUAGCAAAAGCCGUCUAACUAUCCAUGCUAUUGCUGUUAACACAGAACAACUCUCCUUAUCUUCCCAAGAAGAGUACUUGAAUAUGUAAUAACUUUAAACCUUGAAAGAACUGGAAUCAAAGAUGGCAGCAGCUUAUUUUCUGACCUCGUGGCUGUCAAGAAAACAUGCUUUGUUUUCAAUGGCUUUCCUGUGCAGGCUUGCCCUUGUUUUUUAUGGAGUAUACCAGGACUGCACAAUGAUGGUGAAAUUCACAGAUACUGACUAUCUUGUCUUCACAGAUGGAUCUCGGUUUAUUACUCAGGGGCUAUCUCCGUACAGAAGAGCCACUUACCGCUACACCCCUUUACUUGGUUGGAUUCUCAUGCCAAAUAUAUACCUCACCUCGUUAUUUGGGAAGAUUCUUUUUGUGACUUGUGAUGUUGCAUCUGCACACAUAACUUAUAAAAUGCUUAAAAUUCAAAAAAUUAAUUCUAAUCAGGCAUGUCUGUAUUGUGCUUUGUGGCUAAUUAAUCCCUUACCAAUGAUUGUUUCAAGCCGAGGGAAUGCAGAGUCAAUAUUAACACUGCUAGUGACUUCUACUCUAUAUUACAUGGAAAAGAAAAGUCUCUGGAUUGCUGGUGUGUGCUAUGGGCUAUCUGUUCACAUAAAGAUCUAUCCUGCAAGUUACAUACUGCCUAUAGCCCUCUACCUUCAGUCCCCAAAUAAACCAAAAGUAGAAUUAAAAGAGAAUACAAUCACUGGGAAAAUUUCAAGCUAUAUUUCUCAUCAUCUUAACAGGGACUUGUUCUUGUUUAGUUUUGUUGCUGCUGGAACCUUUAUGGCACUGAGUCUACUCUUUUAUGAUCUGUAUGGCAUGGAAUUUAUAGAACACACAUACUUGUACCAUUUGACCAGAAGAGACAUCCGCCAUAAUUUCUCACCUUACUUCUUUAUGCUAUACUUAACAGCAGAGAGUGACUGGAGUCUCUUCUUGGGAUUGGCUGCAUUCCUUCCACAGUUUGUACUGUUGAUCAUUACAUCACUGGCCUAUUACAAAGAUUUGCCAUUUUGCUGUUUUUUACAGAGUGCUAUUUUUGUCAGUUUCAACAAAGUCUGCACUUCACAGUACUUCUUAUGGUAUUUGUCAUUACUUCCUCUGGUUCUUCCUUCCUUGGUGAUGUCAACAAAUAAAGUUUUUGGCCUGCUAAUCUUAUGGUUUGCUGGACAGGGCUUGUGGUUGGCUCCUGCAUACUAUCUGGAAUUUGAAGGAAAGAACACCUUUGACUUAAUCUGGCUUGGUGGGUUGCUGUUCCUGGCUAUUAACUCAUUCAUACUUGGACAAAUCAUUUCUAAUUAUAAACCAAAAAGUUCAAUGAAAAAAGACAAACUUUUUUAAUGCUUUGAGACAAAACAGGUUGUUUAAGGUUUUAUCUCACAAGUAAAUGUGUAAUUUAUUUUGGGUAAGGGCAUUUGCUAAAUAAUAAUACGUUAAAUAUUUAUUGCAUUUUUGAUUAAUGUGCAAUGAAUUUUGAAUGUCUCUAUAAAAUAAAGGAAAACUGCAUUUGUUCAGGUAAA